Messenger RNA from Drepanopeziza brunnea f. sp. 'multigermtubi' MB_m1, 897 nucleotides. RefSeq lists its product as uncharacterized. The record is from RefSeq and is a predicted model, not a curated record. Lineage: Eukaryota; Fungi; Ascomycota; Leotiomycetes; Helotiales; Drepanopezizaceae. Gene Ontology annotation, molecular function: glutathione transferase activity. Gene Ontology annotation, cellular component: cytoplasm.
AUGGCUUCUGCGUCGGCAUUCAAGCAGCCCAAGGGUUUUUGGCACGGUCAGAUCGCAGAGGCGGGAGAAUUCCCAGCAGAGAAGGGACGAUACCACCUAUAUAUUGGUCUCUUCUGCCCCUUUGCGCACCGAGCGAACCUCAUUCGACACCUCAAAGGUCUUACGGAAAUCGUCGACAUCUCGAUCGUGAGACCCUAUCCCAAGGGAGACGACAAGGGUUGGCCGGGUUGGAAAUUCCCUACCGCGGAGGAUCCAUACGAGGGUGCCACGGCAGACCAGCUCUUCGGGAGCGAAUACCUGCAUGAAGUCUACUUCAAGGAGAAGAAGGAUUACGAAGGGAGAUACAGCGUUCCCGUGGUAUGGGAUAAAAAGACGAACCGACUCGUCAACAACGAGAGCUUGGAGAUACUGCGGAAUUGGAAUACCGGCUUCGACUCCAUCCUGCCGGACGAGUACAAGAAUCGCGACUACUAUCCCGCAAGACUGCGCGAGAAGAUCGACGAGAUUGGAGCGUGGAUGCAAGCGGAUCUCAAUACGGGAGUGUACAAGGCAGGCUUCGCCCCGACCCAGGAUCUCUAUGACGAGAACGUAGUCCCUGUAUUCCGGGCUCUGAACCGGCUGGAGAAGAUCCUAGAGGAGAACGGCGGUCCGUACCUUCUGGGACCCGAUCUGACCGAGCUGGAUCUGCAACUCUACCCCACGCUCAUCCGCUUCGACACGGUUUACGUACAGCACUUCAAAUGCAACCUGGGAACGAUACGGCAUAACUACCCGCUCUUGAACGAGUGGAUGAAGAACCUAUACUGGAAUGUCCCCGGCUUCAAAGAGACGACAGACUUCCGCCACAUCAAAGAAAACGCACGUAUCCCCAUUUCCCCCCGUGUUUUUGUUCAUUGA